GUGGGGGAGACAGAAAGAUAGGAAGGAGUUGGAGGGGAAUCUGAGGUGGGUGGUGAGUGCAUGCUUCUUUGAUGGGACCCCGUGAAACAAUUGCCUUUAUUUAGAUGCUUUGCGUGCUAUAGAUUAGAGUUGUGGGUGGGGCAGUGUCACCGAAGUGGCCCUCGGAUCAUAUCAUAUGCAAUGACAGUAAACGCGAAAAGGACUGAAUCAUCUCGGACGAGCAGUAGUGGCUGUGAGGAGGAUGAGGAAUGCUCCCUUAUCAUUGUAUUUUGAGGCGGUGAAGGAAUUCUCUCUGACAUGCAUAUAUGAGAGCAAGAGAGAAAGAGAGAGAGAGAGAGAAAGAGUCAUAUCAGGCGUGCCCAAGCGUGAAGAAUAUGACAGAGUGGAGAGAGAGAGAGAGGCUGAGAGAAGUCAGAGCAGAAAAGCUGGGAAGCGUGCAUCAUCACCAUCAUCAACAGCAGCAGCAUCAAAACCUAGCACCACCUUCCAUGGCAUUAGAUUGCCAACCUAUUGGGAUCUCUCUCUUACAAAUUACUCGACGAGAUUUCGAACCCUCCUUGACAACUUGCUUACCUCCUUCAAAGGCUCACAGCGGUCCCGCAUGGCCCCACGACUUCUUUCAUCACACGCCCAGUGGCUGAGCGAGUACACGGAUGCUCCAUGGACCAUUCCACCCAUUCCGAUAACAAUAUCGGAUCCGGAUCUGGAUCCGACACAAAUAGGCCGGUCGGCCAUGAACUAAUCGGUUUUGUUUGAGUUCUAAACUGGACAAAGACUUUUCCAUCCCUCUUCCGCGGGUGGUUCGGUGAGGGCCAAGAAAGUAAAUAUAACACAACUCGAAAAGCCGCCACCGGUCUAAGCGUGCCCUCGUCUCCCUCUGUGCCCUAAACGCUCACUCACUGCGUUCCGCGGCUUGGAGGCCGUCAGGACGCGCCUCACCUGCGCCUGUUUCGUCUCUCGGCCGCGGUUCUACCUGCCUCGGCCUCAGGCCCUUGACCAUCCGUCGCAGCCGACGGCGAGCCACAACUCUUUCGCCUCCUGUGUUGGUCAUUGGAGAGUGCAAGAAUAUGAGGAAGUUGAAAUUCCAUGAGAAGAAGCUACUCAAGAAGGUCAACUUCAUCGAGUACAAACGCGAAGGUGGCCACCGUGAAGCCCUUGUCACGCGCCGUUACCAUCUCACCGAGAGAGAUGACUACAAGAAGUAUUCAAGUAUAUGUAGGAUGGUGCAGAAGCUAGUGCAUAACUUGAAGCAAAUGGAUCCCAGAGACCCUUUCCGUAUCGAGAUGACGGAUGCAUUGCUGGAGAAGCUCUAUAAUAUGGGUGUUAUUUCAACAAAAAAGAGCUUAGCAAAGUGCGACAAACUUUCAGUUAGUUCAUUCUGUAGGCGCAGGCUAGCCACAGUUUUGGUAUACCUAAAGUUUGCUGAGCAUCUGAGAGAGGCUGUAACAUACAUUGAGCAAGGCCAUGUCCGGGUAGGGCCAGAUGUGGUAACAGAUCCGGCAUUUCUUGUGACGAGGAACAUGGAAGACUUUGUGACUUGGGUGGACUCUUCUAAGAUCAAGAGGAAAGUGAUGGAGUACAAUGAGAGAUUGGAUGACUACGAUGCGCUGAAUGCCUAAAGUUGCUUUUACAAGUCAAGAAUGCCAGUUUUUUCAAUAUCCAUUGGUGGGGGGCUAUUUCUGACCGCCGAGAAAUUCUUAUCGAUCGCAAUUAGUCGAAUGGACCAAUGCACAUAAUGCUAAAAUUUUGGAAUCAGAUUAUUAGUUGAACCUGUGUAUUAUUUUAUAGUCUUGUCUUCUGCUUUUAGUAAUGUUGUAGUAGUAAAUGAGUAAAAACUGUAAUGGGCUACCGGAAGUAUUGCUGAUCCAAUGUCAUGUUUAGGUUGGAUGAA
This is a messenger RNA of Musa acuminata AAA Group (dessert banana), 1891 nucleotides long. RefSeq lists its product as uncharacterized. The coding region runs from base 1068 to 1619 and encodes 183 amino acids. Gene Ontology annotation, cellular component: small-subunit processome; Mpp10 complex; small ribosomal subunit. The record is from RefSeq and is a predicted model, not a curated record. The transcript has 6 exons. Gene Ontology annotation, molecular function: structural constituent of ribosome; snoRNA binding; rRNA binding. NCBI's taxonomy places the organism in Eukaryota, Viridiplantae, Streptophyta, Magnoliopsida, Zingiberales, Musaceae. Gene Ontology annotation, biological process: ribosomal small subunit biogenesis; rRNA processing.